Messenger RNA from Knipowitschia caucasica, 570 nucleotides. Lineage: Eukaryota; Metazoa; Chordata; Actinopteri; Gobiiformes; Gobiidae. The record is from the annotation of a GenBank genome assembly.
AUGAAAUCCGUGGUGAUUUUCCUUCUUUUCGCUGCAGUGGCGUUCAAAGCUACAGCAGAGGAAGUCCCAGAGCAGAUGGUGGAAGAGAAAGAACCAGUGGUUCCAGGAGAAGAUGUUCUGGAGGAAGUGAAAGAACCUCAACCAGACGUCGAAGAGCUGCCUCCUCUGGACCCUCAAGUGCACUCUCAGUUCUGUUUGCCCGAAUGGGAGUUUUUCCGUGGAAACUGCUACUUAAUGAACAGAAACUACAAUUCCUGGAGAGCCGCCGCGGCAGAAUGUGCAGAUCUCGGUGGGACCCUGGCCUCGGUGCACAGUCCUAUGAUCUACAGCCACUUCCAGUUCAUGGUCGGCCGCGCAGGCUUCACCUCCGCCUGGAUUGGAGGAUACCACUUUGAAUCGUCAUGGCGAUGGCACGACGGCUCCUUCUUCGACUAUUUCAACUUUGCGAGCGGCGGAGCCGGGUCGUCUCACAAGUGUCUGCAGAUGAGCUCCAACUUGGGACAGGGCUGGUCCAGUCGCAGCUGUAACACGGUCACUCCCUCCAUCUGUCAAAUGAAAGUCGGAUGCUGA